AUGAAGAUAAAAAUUGACAUUAUACAUUUUAUUAACGCCCCCCCUUUUUUUUUUUUUUUUGUUGAUGCAGAAGCCUCGCAACUUAAAGCUUUUCAGUUGUUUCUUCUUGGUCAUAUUUUUUAUACAUAUAUACAUACAUAUAUUUGUGAUUUUGAUGAGUUCGAGACUAAAGACCUUGCAGAGGGAAAGAUAGGCGAUUUGAUUUCCAGACUGGAGUUCUGUUCAAAUGCGAUAAUUGAAUCCUUGCCAAAUACAUUCCAAUCCUUUGUCCCGGUCAAAUUCAGUACGGACAAGCUUCUUGAAGAAUCGAAAGGUCUUCUCGAUGUUUGA
This is a messenger RNA of Saccharomyces cerevisiae S288C, 330 nucleotides long. RefSeq lists its product as uncharacterized. The transcript has 2 exons. The coding region runs from base 1 to 330 and encodes 109 amino acids. The record is from RefSeq and is marked reviewed. Lineage: Eukaryota; Fungi; Ascomycota; Saccharomycetes; Saccharomycetales; Saccharomycetaceae.